AUGAAGUUUGUGAUCCUGUUGGCUGUUUUGAGUGGAGUUUUUGCUGCCCCUUUCCUGAAGGAAGAGGAGGCUAAGCGAUUCAUCAGGCUGAAGAGACAGUCAGGAUAUUGGGAUCCACACCAUUCUCAGAACCAAUGGGGUUACACCAUUCAGGAACAGGCUAAUGAGUAUUGGACAGCCAUUCGAACAGAUGCUCAGUACUACAUGGACAUGAGCAACAUGAUGUUUGACCGCUCUGUGGCCACUGAAAACAACAGGAUGUAUAUGGAGAUGCUGCGUAAUGCACGCGCCCACCUGGACAGCCUGACGGGUCGUAACGGGUAA
This is a messenger RNA of Archocentrus centrarchus (flier cichlid), 324 nucleotides long. RefSeq lists its product as uncharacterized. The transcript has 4 exons. The coding region runs from base 1 to 324 and encodes 107 amino acids. The record is from RefSeq and is a predicted model, not a curated record. Lineage: Eukaryota; Metazoa; Chordata; Actinopteri; Cichliformes; Cichlidae.